GAUGUCCGGCUUCCGAAAAACUGUAAUUCUCUCUCAGGGCCUGUGUGCGGGUGUGUCGUUGGUGCACAGGCGCAGCUCGCCUUCUCACCUCGACAAAGAUGCGAUAGCCAUUCCGGGAGCGAAGAACGUGCCACGGCCGACAUGUCUUCAGUGGACGAAAAGCAAGAACCACAAGCUCGGAGACGCAAUGCUAGCGCUGCGCCGCCGAGGGACACGAACAAGGAUGCGCUUGCGUCCUACCUCGUCUUUGGCUUAUUCGGCAUCAUCGUAUUCGCCAGUGCCGUUCGCGACGGUCACAUCACCCCUCAGUCCGCGUCCAAUCUCGCCUUGGUUCUCCUAGUACCCGUCUUGGCCAUCUUGUGGGUGCUGACUGCGGUGAUUGCUCCUCUCUUUGUGGCCUGGCUCGCCGACAGCCAGAGUGCCUCGUCGCCCAUGAACGACGGCUUCGACUACACUGCCACUCUGCGCCGUAUCACAAAGCAGAUUACGCCAAAGAGAGUGCGAGAUGUCGAUCCCACUUUUGAGCCCAUCCACCCUCAGUCGUCGGCAGUCUCUACCUCGGCAGACGACAUCGUGCGGCUGAUUCUACGUGACUUUGUCGAGAGCUGGCACACGCCCUUGCUCCAAGGAGGCCGCUCCAGCUUCAUCACUAUCGUGGAAAAGACGAUACGCGAGUCGGUCGGUGUUCUGGCCUCCAGACUCUCGCAGGUCGAUGUCGCUUCGAUGGGUGUGCAAAAGCUCCUUCCGAAGCUCACUGCGCAUAUGACGAGCUUCUACGAGGCCGAGGCAAAGUUGCACGAGGGUGUUCGAGAGUACGUCGAGGAUGACGAUGGCGACGUCUUCUUGGCCGGUCUCUACGACGGCGGCCGGCUACAUCCUGCCGUGGGGAGCACGGCGAGUCCGGACACAAGAGUGACGGAGAUCGAUCACCUCCGAAAGCUCUCAACGAGGAUCCUCAAGGGCGUCAUGCCGCCAUCUGAGCAGGGCAGCAGGCCAGUCUUCAUCAUUGUGCGCGAAAUACUGGCCUGCUCCAUUCUCAAGGGGGUCAUCGACAGCCUCUGCGACCCCGACACGCUCAACAGCCUCAUUGACGAAAAGGUCGGUGCCGCUCUGCAGGAGCAGAGGCUCGUCAACAGGCUUCGAGAGGCCCUGGACAAGGAGGCAGGUACCGUAUCAGUCACCCCUCCCUCGGCAUCGACGACAACAACACCCCACAGCUUUUUCCGAGGACCAUUGAAAAGAAACGUGAGCAGCGGUGGGAAGGGGAGUCAGUCGUUCGACAAUUUCCUGGAGCAAGUCUCGAGCUACUCUUCCAUCCUCGAGGCAAGGAGGACGAGGAAUGAUCUGAUGCAGCAGAUUCGCAAAACAAAAGCCGAUCUGCUCCAGAGGCAAGAGGAGAGCGACGAGAUGCGCCGAGUUGCCUCACAGGCUUACCUGAGCCGGCUCGAGAUUGCCCUCGAAGCCCUUGACCGGAGGCUCGAUCAGCUCAGCGCGAAAGAAGACCAGCAGCCGGGCAAGUCUUCGUCGCCGCAACCAUCGGUGGUCGCGCCAAAGGAUGUGAGCCUUCAGGUCGUCCUCACUAGCCCGUCUGCCAUCUCGCAUUUUCUCGAGUUUGCCGAGGCCAGGCGUCGGUCGAUCCUGGUCCAGUUCUGGCUUUCGGUCAACAGCUUCAAGAAUCCCCUCGAAGAUGUCGAAAGCGGGACGGAAGACGAAGAAGAAGCUGCAACGUCAUUUAAGGACGUCAAAACGCUUCGUGAAGACGUGCAGCUAUUCACAGAUCAGUACUACUCAUCGCAGCUUAUUGCUCAAUGCGUCAAAUCAGCCUACAUCGAUGUCGCCAUGGCGUUUGUACAGACAACGGCAGACAUGCCGAGGGCAACACAAGCUCAGAUUAGAAAAGUGCGCCAGAGCGUCGUUCGUGCACAGCGUCAGGUCUACGUCGAGAUGCUCGAGGAAGAUUGGCCGUUGUUCCAAAAGACUCCAGGCUGGUACAAGGCGAUUGAUGACAUCAACAGGAGCGCUACGCAGAUGACCGCUGUCACAGCGGGGCCCAAGGUAGAAGCCGAAGACGGCAGCGAGGACGAUGGCAACGAAGCACCGAGGCCAUUGACGAGCACUCGUCCAUCUAAAGGUGGAAUACCCGGCGGAAGAGCGGUUUCCGAUCCUCCAAUGGCAAGAAGGCGAUCGGACCAUGCCGAUCUGUUCGGAGACGAGCCUCGAUCUCCUCAGGUACACUCCUCUUCCUCUCGAUUCGAGACAACGUCUAGCUCUCUCUUCGGCUCUGAGGAUGAACGUGGGCAAGCCAGCUCCACCAGGUCUACAGCCUAUUCGAACGACAUUGAGCAAUUGAUGGGCGGAAAGGGCGGCAGCACCUUUGACGGCCUCGCUUCGAGGACGCCCCUCUUCAGAGAGGCUCUCUUUGAAGAAGAGGAUGAGGCUGGCGGUGAGGAAAGUGGCGGCGAUGGAGACGAUCUUCUGGAGGCCAGAGACGGCUUCGUGCGCGUUGACAAGAUGGACGCCAUAGAGUCGGCCCUGGCCAACAUCCUCCACGAAGACGUCGCCGCUGCGAACAGCAUAAGACCGCGACCCAAAGCACAGCGCAGCGCUUCCACAGCAAGAGAGCUUAGACCAGCCUUCCGAAGAGCUUCUCCGAGUGGCAACCAGGGUCAGACGCGUCAAGCCAUCUUCGAUGACGACGACGAGAACGAGCGCAGCACCGAGCAGCUUCAGCAACAACAACGAACAGCACCUCAGCAGCAACCAAAAGCUCUCCACCACCUGACUUCGGCAGACCUUUCAGCUCGCCUGGGGCGCGUGGAAGCUCGCAUUCAACAUCUUCGAGGCCAAGAAAGCGUCCUGGGUGCCCUGGUGCGCAAAGCAGAGCUGACAGGAUCGAGCGAAAAGGAGAUGCGGCUGCUCCGAAAGAGUCAAGAGUCCGUCGCUCGCGAGCUGAGAGAGCUGGAGUUUGAGCAAGGCAGCAUCCUCGACCAGCAGAUUGAGGCAGACGACGUCAAGCUCGAUCCGGCCUCGACGCGAGUCACGAUCCAACAGGCCACCACAAAGCUCGAUGCCGAGGGGAAAGAAUAUGCCCUGUACCUCAUCGAGGUGACCAAUCUGACCUCGGGUAGCAACCAAAUGCAGAAUGGCUGGGUCGUGGCCAGACGGUACAACGACUUCUUCCUCCUGCACACCAAGCUCAAGGAGGGCUACCACGAAGCACGCACUCUGGAACCUCUGUUCCCGGGCAAGAGACUCGUUGGGCUGGUCCACUCGCACUUUGUCGAAGCGAGACGCAUGGCUCUCGAAAAGUACCUCGCCGCACUCGUGCGAUCUUCCAAGGCCAUCUGUCAAUCGGGCGAGCUCAAGGCAUUUCUGAGACAGUCGAAUGCAACCAUCACGGCAGAGGUGCUCAACGUAGCCUCUUCUCAUUACGCUCCGCAGCUGCUCUCACCAACCGCGGCUGCCGCACCAUUGCCAGCCAUCGGUGCGAGAAGCCCAGGUCUCGUUUCGAGUCUCUUUAGAAGCGUCACAGGUGUGGCCGAAGGCUUCGACGAUUUUCUCUUUGGGCCGAGCAUGCUCGACAUAGUGCUAAACCGCCUCUCGACAUCCAAUCUGGGCGACCUUGUCAGUUUGCCCGACUUUGAGCGUUUGGCAGCUGUCACAACACAGCAGCCACCACUGUCGUCGAUCUCGACACACUUGUCUUCCGCUAUGGCUCCCUCUCAAGUUGCAGCGGCGGCCGAGCUCAAAGAUGUCGCUUCAUCGAAUCGUCCGCACAAGGUUCCGCCGUUUACAGCCCCUAUAUGCGAUGCUCUGAUCGAGCUAUUCGAGCUGAAACGCGAAGACAAUUGGCUCAGGAGACUAGCCCUCGUCAUGGUGCUGCAGCAAGCGCUCGGAGGGACAAUCGAAAGAAAGGUACGCCACGUCGUCUCGUCAAGCCUCUCACCCUCUUCCAUCCUCGCGUACCUCGCAGCGUUCCGAGACACACUUUGGCCCGAUGGCAAGCUCAGGCAGCAGCAAGGCCAGCGGCAAAGAAGCUCUGGCGAAAGGCAAAGGCUGCGAGAGAGCGCCCACCGGAAGCUGUCGACCCUCUUGCCAGAUCUAGCGGCCCACUUUGUCGGGCGUGACAAUGCAAGGCGGGCCGCGAGGCGCGGAUGGGCCUUGUUGCAAAACAAGCGGCUGAACAAGCACAUUGUAUAUACCCUCAUUGAUCUCGUCGUCGAGGAUCUCUUUCCGGAUGAUGAUGAUUGAGCUCCGAUAUACCCUUUCCAUGCUACAAUACACCCAC
Messenger RNA from Acaromyces ingoldii, 4288 nucleotides. RefSeq lists its product as hypothetical. NCBI's taxonomy places the organism in Eukaryota, Fungi, Basidiomycota, Exobasidiomycetes, Exobasidiales, Cryptobasidiaceae. The transcript has 2 exons. The record is from RefSeq and is a predicted model, not a curated record. Gene Ontology annotation, molecular function: phosphatidylinositol binding. Gene Ontology annotation, cellular component: intracellular membrane-bounded organelle. The coding region runs from base 142 to 4251 and encodes 1369 amino acids.